Molecule: messenger RNA, 1619 nt
Organism: Ilyonectria robusta
Lineage: Eukaryota; Fungi; Ascomycota; Sordariomycetes; Hypocreales; Nectriaceae
Exons: 3
Coding region: 36-1559 (507 amino acids)
Biological process (GO): proteolysis
Molecular function (GO): metalloexopeptidase activity; aminopeptidase activity
Source: RefSeq, a predicted model, not a curated record
CAGUCUCAAUCCCUUCUUUGCAUUGCUAGUCCAAGAUGAAGACCAACGCACUCUUCUCAAUUGCCCUGGCUUUGGGCCUGCCUGCCUUGGCCGAGGCCAGCAAGGAUAAGGGCUACCAGAAGCCCAAGACCUACGUCACCUCGGAGAAGCUCCAGAAGGAGAUCAAGCUCAAGAACCUCCUUGCGGGAUCUCAGAAGCUCCAGGACUUCGCCGAUGCCAAUGGCGGAAACCGAGUCUUUGGCAGCGGUGGCCACAAUGCCACUGUCGACUACCUCUACAAGACGCUCAAGUCGACUGGCUACUACAACGUGGUUAAGCAGCCGUUCACAGAACUCUACUCUGCCGGAACAUCCACCAUUCUCAUCGAUGGCGCAGAGAUUGAGUCCGGCAUCAUGACCUACACCCCUGCCGGCUCCUUCACCGGACCGCUCAUCGCCGUCCCAGACCUCGGAUGCGAGGCUUCUGUCUACCCUGCCGAGGUCCAAGGAAACAUCGCUCUCGUGUCUAGAGGCUCCUGUACCUUUGCGCAGAAGUCCCUCAGCGCCAAGACGGCUGGCGCAGCGGGCGUCAUCGUCUACAACAAUGUGCCCGGAUCCCUGGCGGGAACGCUCGGCAACGCAUUUGGCGCAUACGCCCCCAUUGUCGGUAUUAGCCAAGAGGACGGUACCGCUAUCCUCGCGGCUCUCGAGGCUGGUGAUGUGACGGUCGGCUUCGAAGUUGACUCUGUUGUUGAGCAGCGCGUCAACUACAACGUCAUUGCUGAGACCAAGGGCGGCGACCACAAGAACGUCCUGGUUCUGGGCGGCCACUCAGACUCUGUUGCUGCUGGCCCCGGUAUCAACGACGACGGUUCCGGCACCAUUGGCGUCCUGACGGUUGCACUCGCUCUCGCCAAGUACAAGAUCAAGAACGCCGUUCGAUUCGCCUUUUGGGGCGCCGAGGAGUUUGGCAAGCUUGGAAGCUAUUACUACAUCAAGCAGAUCAACGGCUCUGACACCGAGCUGGCCAAGAUCAGGGCCUACCUCAACUUCGAUAUGAUUGCCAGCCCGAACUAUAUCUACGGUAUUUACGAUGGAGACGGCAGUGCGUUCAACCUGACCGGUCCUGCUGGCUCUGAUGUCCUUGAGGCGGACUUUGAGAAGUUCUACAAGAAGAAGGGCGUCCCAUUUGUCCCUUCAGAGUUCAGUGGCCGCUCUGACUAUGCCGCAUUUAUCGAGAACGGCAUUCCCUCCGGUGGUCUCUUCACCGGUGCGGAAGUCCUCAAGACUGAAGCGGAGGCCAAGCUGUUCGGCGGCGAGGCCGGUGUUGCUUAUGACAUCAACUACCACAAGAUCGGCGACGACAUCAACAACCUCGCCCACGAUGCCUACCUCCUCAACACCAAGAGCAUUGCCAACUCCGUUGCCAAGUACGCCCUCAGCUUCCGCUCACUAGAUGCUGUAGACAUUAAGAAGAGACGAUGGGCUGCGGACAACGUGCAACUCUUCCAGCGGGAGAGUCUUGAUUCGCACGCCCACGGCCACGCUGGACCGUGUGGAGCAAGUGGCGAAACCAUCUAAAAUAGAUAGGGGUUGGUAAAAUUAUGCAUGACUCGAGAUAGACGAACACCCGGAGGUGGC